AUCGAUUUGCCCCAUCCAGCUAUAGCUAGCUACAUAGCUCGCGUGUCCAGCUAGCCAGUUGCAAGAUCGAUCGAGCCGAGGCAUAUAUGGCAGCCAGCAACGGCGCCGUGGCGGCGGCGGCGGCGGUACUUGUGGUAGUAGCGGUGAUGGCGGUGGCGGCGGGAGGAGAGGACGGCGACGACGGUGGCCAUGGAGAGGCGCCGUGCGGCGCGCGUCGGCCGGUGGUGUUCGCGUUCGGCGACUCGAACACGGACACGGGCGGCGUGGCGGCCGGGAUGGGGCUCUACUUCCCGCUCCCGUCGGGGCGGGCCUUCUUCCGGCGCGCCGCCGGCCGCCUCUGCGACGGCCGCCUCGUCAUCGACCACCUCUGCGAGAGCCUGAACAUGAGCUACCUGAGCCCUUACCUGGAAGCGCUGGGCACCGACUUCACCAACGGCGCCAACUUCGCCAUCUCCGGCGCCGGCACGGCUCCGCGGAACACGGCCUUCUCGCUGCACAUCCAGGUGCAGCAGUUCCUCCACUUCAAGCAGCGGUCGCUCGAGCUCGCCAGCCGCGGCGAGGCCGUCCCGGUCGACGCCGUAGGCUUCCGGAACGCGCUCUACCUCAUCGACAUCGGCCAAAACGACCUGUCCGCCGCCUUCUCCGGUGGCCUCCCCUACGGCGACGUGAUCCGUCAGAGGCUCCCGGCCAUCCUCUCCGAGAUCAAGGACGCCAUCCAGAGUUUGUACUAUAAUGGAGCCAAGAACUUCUGGAUCCAUGGAACUGGCCCGCUCGGCUGCCUGCCCCAGAAGCUCGCCGUGCCGAGGGCCGACGACGGCGACCUCGACUCCAGCGGCUGCCUGAAAACGCUCAACGCCGGCUCCGUGGAGUUCAACGGCCAGCUCUCCUCCAUCUGCGACCAGCUGAGCUCGCAGCUCAGGGGCGCCACCGUCGUCUUCACCGACGUCCUCGCCAUCAAGUACGAGCUCAUCGCCAACCACUCCAGCUACGGGUUCGAGGAGCCGCUGAUGGCGUGCUGCGGCCAUGGCGGGCCGCCGUACAACUACGAUUUCGGGGUGAGCUGCCUCGGGGCGGGGUACCGGGUGUGCGAGGACGGCAGCAAGUACGUGAGCUGGGACGGCGUGCACUACACCGAAGCCGCCAACGCCGUCGUCGCCGGCAAGAUCCUCUCCGGCGAGUACUCCACGCCCAGGCUGCCCUUCAGCUACUUCUGUAAUUAAUGCAUGAGCUGCCUUGCAUUCAUAGAUCCAUGUGGCUGCUCGAUCUCCAUUGUGAGGAAGGAAGGAAAACACUUCUGUCGAGAGAUAAUAAUAUGUGUCUGGGUCUGGGGUUCCCGUUCUUCGAUUGGAUGGACCAGACUAGAGCCAUGUGGUAAAAGGGCGUUGAUCAACUCACGUACGCCAGAUGACGAUACGGGAACAAGUAAUAUUCUUAGGAUCCAACAAUAUCAAAAAAACAUACUAGAGGGGAUCAAUGGUAGAAAACCAAAACCCAAAACUUUUUUGCGGAGUAAAAGGUUACCUCUAUUGACAAACUUGAUGGAACCUUACUACCUUCGAUCAGACUGUUGGGACCUAAAAAAACAGAAGUAAAUGAA
This is a messenger RNA of Oryza brachyantha (malo sina), 1597 nucleotides long. Its product is annotated as GDSL esterase/lipase At1g09390-like. The transcript is spliced from 4 exons. The record is from RefSeq and is a predicted model, not a curated record. NCBI's taxonomy places the organism in Eukaryota, Viridiplantae, Streptophyta, Magnoliopsida, Poales, Poaceae. Bases 87 to 1220 code for a protein of 377 amino acids. Gene Ontology annotation, molecular function: hydrolase activity, acting on ester bonds.